Mauremys reevesii (Reeves's turtle) is the source of this 4047-nucleotide messenger RNA. RefSeq names its product FERM, ARH/RhoGEF and pleckstrin domain protein 1 (gene FARP1). The coding region runs from base 653 to 3784 and encodes 1043 amino acids. The transcript is spliced from 27 exons. The record is from RefSeq and is a predicted model, not a curated record. Gene Ontology annotation, molecular function: cytoskeletal protein binding; guanyl-nucleotide exchange factor activity. Gene Ontology annotation, cellular component: cytoskeleton. NCBI's taxonomy places the organism in Eukaryota, Metazoa, Chordata, Testudines, Geoemydidae.
CCAGGGCAGGGGGGGCACAGAGCCGAGCGCCUUCCCCACCCCGUGGAGGGCUGAGAGGAGACCGACACUUUGGACCCCACAGCGUCCAACCGCUCAGGAACCAGCCCGCCAAUAGCAGGCAGGCGCCGCCGCCGCCUCCCGGGCGGCAAGAGGCAACUGCCCCCUCCCUGCCGCCGGGCGCUGAGCCCCGGGCUGCCGCCGCGCCAGGGGCGGAGGGGAGCGGCCGCGCCAGGCAGGGCGCGCUGCUGAACGCUGGAGGGGGCUCUCGGCCGCCUGCUCCUCCAGCCGGCGGCUCCCUCUCGCCACUUCCCCCUCCGGGAGGGGUAGCGGCAGCAGCGAGCGGCGUCCAGUUCCCGCUUCCCCCGGUCCGCAGGAGGCAGCGGGGCUCCGGUCCCUCCCUCUCCCCCGCGCCCAGCCCAGCCCAGCCGCCGCCGCCCUUCUCUCAGCGCCGAGCCAGCCAGGCGGACAUGGCGCCCCUGAUUCAGCUGCCCCCCUGCUGCCCUGCCCCCGCCGCCUCCCCGCGGAGCCUUUAAUGGCUCGGACCUCCGGCAGCCGAGCCCGACUCCUCCUGCGCCAGCCAGAGGGAGCCUAGCGAGCGGGAGCCGAGCAGCCCCAGCGCUGCGUACGACUUAAGAAACGUGUUUUUUGAAACAUGGGUGAAACGGAGCAGAGACCAACAGCCGGAUCCCGGUUAGGAGCUCAGGAAAAUGCUGGGAUCAGUACAUUGGAACAUGGACAGAAACUGCCUAUGACACCUCCAGGAAAACUUAUCUCCAUCAAAAUCCAGAUGCUGGAUGAUACCCAGGAAAUUUUUGAUGUUCCGCAAAGAGCUCCGGGGAAAGUUUUGUUGGAAGCUGUUUGCAACCAUCUGAACCUUGUUGAAGGUGAUUAUUUUGGCCUUGAGUUUCCAGAUCAUAAAAAGAUCAUGGUGUGGCUGGACCUUUUGAAACCUAUUAUGAAACAGAUUAGAAGACCUAAGCAUGUUGUCGUAAAAUUUGUGGUGAAAUUCUUUCCACCAGAUCAUGCUCAGCUGCAAGAAGAGCUGACAAGGUACCUGUUUGCAUUGCAAGUGAAGCAAGACCUGGUACAAGGCAGGCUAACAUGUAAUGACACCAGUGCUGCACUCUUAAUCUCACACAUAGUACAGUCUGAGAUUGGGGAUUUUGAUGAAACCAUAGACCGUGAACACUUAGCGAAGAACAAGUAUAUACCUCAACAAGAAACACUAGAAGACAAAAUCAUGGAAUUUCACCGCAAUCAUAUUGGACAGACACCAGCAGAAUCAGAUUUCCAGCUACUAGAGAUUGCCCGUCGGUUGGAGAUGUAUGGAAUCCGGUUGCAUCCAGCAAAGGACAGGGAAGGGACGAAGAUCAACCUGGCAGUUGCUAACACAGGCAUUCUAGUUUUUCAGGGUCACACCAAGAUCAAUGCCUUCAACUGGGCUAAGGUUCGAAAGCUGAGCUUCAAGAGGAAGCGUUUUCUUAUCAAGCUACGGCCUGAUGUGAAUAAUUCAUUCCAGGACACCUUGGAAUUCCUGAUGGCCAGUCGGGAUUUUUGCAAGUCUUUCUGGAAGAUCUGUGUAGAACACCAUGCCUUUUUCAGACUCUUUGAGGAGCCCAAACCAAAGCCUAAACCUGUUCUUUUUACUAGAGGUUCAUCAUUUAGGUUCAGCGGCCGGACUCAGAAGCAGGUUCUUGACUACGUUAAAGAAGGAGGACACAAGAAAGUGCAGUUUGAAAGGAAACACAGCAAGAUUCGUUCCAUCAGGAGUCUGACUACACAACCUUCAGAACAGCAUUCAGAGGUGCCAAAACAAAGCUGUAGCUUUACAUUUGGAGAUGAUGCAGAUUCCCCAGUGGUGCAGAGCUGCCGGCAAGGGAAGGAACUGAAAGCUUCAGUGGAAGAUGUUGGACAGCGCAGGAGCCCUUCCCUGAAGAAGAGCCCUAAGGAAGGUGGAAAGGUGGAUGGAGCGGUGAUGGUGACAAUGGAGGAAGAAGAGGAGGUCGUUAAGGAUAGGACACAGCAGAAUAGAUCUCAGUCGCAACAACCAAGCACAGCAGGUUCUCUGACUGGCAGCCCUCACCUUUCAGAGCUCUCAAUCAAUUCUCAAGGAGCACCAGUGGUGGCAAAUAUGUCAUUAUCUCCAAACUUGAGCCCUGAUGCCAAGCAGUCUUCUCCACUGAUCAGCCCAUUGCUGAAUGACCCAUCGUAUAUCAGGACUGAUGAUGAGGAAGAGGUCAGGAGAAAGAGAUUUCCAACUGACAAAGCUUACUUCAUUGCUAAAGAAGUAUCGACCACAGAGCGAACUUACCUGAAGGACCUUGAAGUCAUCACGUCGUGGUUUCAGAGCACAGUGAGUAAAGAUGACUAUAUGCCAGAAACACUGAAGAAUUUCCUCUUCUCCAACUUUGAACCUUUGCACAAAUUUCACACCACUUUUUUGAAGGAAAUUGAGCAGAGACUUGCUCUGUGGGAAGGCCGCUCCAAUGCUCACAUUAAAGGAGAUUACCAAAGAAUUGGUGAUGUUAUGCUAAAGAACAUUCAGAGUAUGAAGCAACUGACAGUUCACCUGCGGAAACACAGUGAAGUUUUGAUGGAGUUGGAGAAUGGGAUCAAGAACUCUCGCAAGCUGGAGAUGUUGUGCAGGGAUUUUGAGUUACAGAAAGUCUGCUACCUGCCCCUCAAUACCUUCCUACUCCGGCCUUUGCACCGGCUCAUGCACUAUAAGCAGAUAAUGGAAAGGCUCUGCAAACACUACCCACCAAAUCAUGUGGACUUCAGAGACUCCAGAGCUGCUCUGGCUGAGAUUUCUGAAAUGGUGGCUCAGCUCCAUGGUAGUAUGAUAAAGAUGGAGAACUUCCAGAAGCUGCAUGAACUCAAGAAAGAUUUGAUAGGCAUUGAUAAUCUGGCAAUCCCGGGAAGGGAGUUCAUUAGACUGGGCAGUCUUAGUAAAUUGUCUGGAAAGGGUUUACAGCAGCGGAUGUUCUUCCUGUUUAAUGAUGUUUUGUUGUACACAAGUAGAGGCCUGACAGCAUCAAAUCAAUUUAAAGUCCAUGGACAGCUCCCACUGUAUGGCAUGACAAUAGAGGAAAGUGAAGAGGAAUGGGGGGUUCCUCACUGUCUUACACUACGAGGUCAACAUCAGUCCAUCAUUGUUGCUGCAAGUACCCGUGCUGAAAUGGACAAGUGGACUGAGGACAUACAGAUGGCGAUAGAUCUGGCAGAGAAAAGCAGUGGUCCCACCCCUGAAUUACUGGCUAGUAGUCCACCUGACAAUAAGUCUCCUGAUGAAACUACUGUAGACCAGGAAUCAGAGGACGAUCUCAGUGCAUCCCGUACCUCACUUGAACGUCAGUCCCCACACCGUGGCAACACUACGGUGCACGUCUGCUGGCACAGAAAUACCAGCGUUUCAAUGAUCGACUUUAGUAUUGCUGUGGAGAAUCAGCUCUCUGGAAACCUGUUAAGAAAAUUCAAGAACAGCAAUGGGUGGCAGAAGCUCUGGGUGGUAUUCACCAACUUCUGUAUGUUCUUCUACAAAUCGCACCAGGACAAUCAUCCUUUAGCCAGCCUUCCUCUCCUGGGGUAUUCACUUACCAUUCCUUCUGAAUCUGAGAACAUUCACAAAGAUUAUGUUUUCAAGUUACAUUUCAAAUCCCAUGUAUACUACUUCAGGGCUGAAAGUGAAUACACAUUUGAAAGAUGGAUGGAAGUGAUCCGAAGUGCCACCAGCUCUGCCUCACGCACCCAUGUUCUAAGUCAUAAAGAGUCUCAUGUGUAUUGAUGGCUAAACAUGCACCAAGCUGACCGUUCUAGCAGUUGCUGCUUUUCUAGAGGACAUUUGAAUAUAUUUUCUUCCUUAAAAUUUAGUACAACUGUUUAAAAAUAACACCACAAAUGGUUUUGCAGCAACUUCCAUUGCAUCAGCAAAGCUGUUUAACCUUAAGUCUUUCACACCUUCCAACUAGUUUCAUGUCCUGUAUUUUUUGUCAUUCUGUGUGCUGUUUUUUAGCUUGUGCCAGUAUUAAAAUAUUGUCCUUAUUCGAG